AUGCCCACCCCGCGUUCUCCAACCAAGACCACACAAUUCCAAGUGUCUAAAGAAGCACCGCAAAUAUGGCACGGGGCAGGGGCGCAGCGCGCAAGAAGCAAUCGAAAAUGGACAAGGAGGCGUCGAAGAAACCAAAGGAAGGACAGCCCAAGAGCAUGGUGAUCAGGAUGGGGGCUGGAGAAGUGGGCAGCAGUGUCUCUCAACUUGUGGUCGAUAUGCGGCAGGUCAUGCAGCCAGAUACUGCAGUGAGGUUGAAGGAACGGCGUGCAAACAAGCUCCGCGACUACACUACAAUGGCGGGACCCUUGGGAGUCAGCCAUUUACUCCUUUUCUCGCGCUCAAAAUCCGGCAACACGAACCUCCGUCUCGCAAAAACCCCUCAUGGUCCCACCCUCACAUUCCGAGUCGAGACUUACUCGCUAGCAAAAGACAUCAUGAAGAGCAUGAAACACCCUCGAGCCGGAGCCCACGACUACAGUGUAGCCCCGCUUCUAGUCAUGAACAACUUCAGCACCACAGAAACCGAGAGAACCAAAAUGGGAGACAAGGCACCACCCAAGCAUCUCGAGAAGCUCGUCACAGACAUGUUCCAGUGCCUCUUCCCCCCGAUACAGCCGCAUACGACACCGUUGCAUACAAUCAAACGAGUGCUCUUGCUAAACCGAGAACCACCGUCCGAGGGCGAUAACGGAACCUGUACGAUUAGUCUGCGACACUAUGCUAUCACAACGAAGAUUACUGGUCUUCCAAGACCGAUACGAAGACUAUAUGCGGCGGAGAAGCUCAUCGGGAGCCGGGAGAAGAAGAAGCCCGGAUUGCCGAACCUCGGGGCAUUGGAGGACGUGGCAGACUACAUGCUUGACCCCUCAGCAGCGGGCUAUACAUCCGCUAGCGAGACCGAAAUCGACACGGACGCCGAAGUCGAAGUAGCAGCAUCUAUGACACGAAAAGUCAUGUCAAAGCGAGAAAGGGAAAAGGCAAAGGCAGGCGAAGACGCCGGAAAGCCUCGCACCGGUCGCCCAAAAGUCGAGAAGCGCGCCGUAAAACUUGUUGAGCUAGGCCCGCGGAUGAAGCUCAGGCUCACGAAGGUGGAGGAGGAAAUCUGUGACGGCAAAGUCAUGUGGCACGACUUCAUCACUAAGAGCAAAGAGGAGGUCAAGGAAAUGGACGAGGUAUGGGAGCGGCGUAAGAAGGAGAAGGAAGAGCGGAGGAGGAUACAAAAGGAGAAUAUCGAGAGGAAGCGGAAGGAGAGAGCGGAAAAAGGCGAAGAUGGUGAGGAUGACGAGGAUGAAGAUUUGGAGGACUACGAUAUGGAGGACGAUAUGUGGCAUGAUGAAGACGGAGAUCACGACGAAGAGAUGGAAGAUGAAGAAAGUGAUGACGAAUGAACUUGAAGCUUAGCAUAAGGCCGCGAAGGCAGUCCGGCGCCGUGAUACCCAGUCAGUAAUCCACCCACCUCGUCCCAAUAUACUCCCGCGCAGAGCUUUCAUCUGCUUGUGGCGCCUCCUAUCUGCAUUGCGCCGAUAACUG
This is a messenger RNA of Trematosphaeria pertusa, 1530 nucleotides long. RefSeq names its product Brix-domain-containing protein. The record is from RefSeq and is a predicted model, not a curated record. Lineage: Eukaryota; Fungi; Ascomycota; Dothideomycetes; Pleosporales; Trematosphaeriaceae. The transcript is spliced from 2 exons. Gene Ontology annotation, molecular function: rRNA binding. Gene Ontology annotation, biological process: rRNA processing; ribosomal large subunit assembly. Gene Ontology annotation, cellular component: preribosome, large subunit precursor. Bases 66 to 1388 code for a protein of 440 amino acids.